AUGGUUGAGAUUAUUCCUGAAAUUAAGGCUCUGGGCAAAAAGCAACACGGAGAAUGUCUUGCAGGUGAACUUCUUCUCUACCUAGGGAUACACUCUUUCGUGCCUAUGUUCGAUAAAGAUGGAAACCCUUGCAACUAUGGAAAGAGGGAUUCGGAUGCGCCUGCUGAUGAAGCCCUGGUGGAAUUGAUCACUGCUGUGAACGACAGCGAAAACAUAUAUCACGACAUCCCGUGGGAGACGAAGAAAGCGGAUUGGCUUCAGACGAUCCUCAGUGGCAAGACGCAGUUGAGCACAAUGGGUGUUGAUGGUUAUUUCGAGAAAUCUGAGUGUCUACUUAGAGCAUAG
Molecule: messenger RNA, 345 nt
Organism: Hymenoscyphus albidus
Lineage: Eukaryota; Fungi; Ascomycota; Leotiomycetes; Helotiales; Helotiaceae
Source: the annotation of a GenBank genome assembly